CUUCGGAGCCUCAGAAAAGAAAGACACGAACAGAGACAACGCUCUCUCAUCUGCGAAUCGUAAUCCUUGUUAUCGUCUUCCUCAUCGUUCUCCGUCACGAUUUAUUUCUUCUAACUUUUGUUCGGUAAAAUCUUUACUUCGUUUAACCACAAAUGUUCCUUCCAUUACUGUUUUACUUGAAUCUAUAAUAAAGUUUUUUCUUUUCGCAAACGGAUCCUACCUUUUUUUUUUGCUAAAAGUUCUUAACCUUUUCUGCGUUUUUAGCAAUAGAUCCCACGAAAGUUUCUUUUUUUUUUUUAAUUGAUACUUGGAUUCGCGGAAUUUUAUUAUUUAGGGUAUAAGUUUGUUUCCAUUCACUUUAUUCUCUUGUUCUACAAGCGAUGCUGGAUUUUUCUCGUUUUUUUUAAUAUUUUCCUUUGUAAAUGAGAAGAGAAUUGAAGAACCCUAAAUCUGAUUUCUCGAUGGAACACGUGGUAUUGAUGAUUCAGAAUCUCCCUAUGGUUUUCAUCGUACUCUGGGCAAGAUGCAUCUCAAGGCCCCUGAACAUCAGGUUGCAGGACACAUUGCUAAAGACGGGAAGCCUGGUCCUCUAGUCGACGACAAGGGCCGGUUCUUCAAGCCACUCCAGGGGGAUUCUCGUGGUGAAAUCGAGGUCAAGUUCUACGAAUCUUUCUCCUCAAACACAGAGGUCCCUGCUCACAUCCGUAGAUACUUCCCAGUGUAUCACGGCACUCAAGCUGUUGAAAGCUCUGAUGGAGCAGCCAUGAUUGUGCUGGAGAAUCUCCUUUCGAAGUACUCUAAGCCAUCGGUGAUGGAUGUCAAGAUGGGUUCGAGAACAUGGUACCCUGAAGCAUCCGAAGAAUACAUCCAAAAAUGCUUGAGGAAAGACGCUAGGAGCACCACCGUGUCCUCUGGUUUCAGGAUCUCUGGCUUCGAGGUGUACGACCACAAGGAACUGAGUUUCUGGAAGCCCGACAGGAAGCUUCUGAACGGGAUCAAAGUCGACGGCGUGAGACUGGCUCUUCGGAAGUUCGUAUCUUCCAACACACUCUCUGACACCAGCUCGAAACCCGACUCUGCUUUUGCGUCUAGCGUUUACGGCGGUUCCAACGGGAUCUUGACGCAGCUGUUGGAGCUCAAGACGUGGUUCGAGAACCAGACGUUCUACCAUUUCAACUCGUGUUCGAUUCUGAUAAUCUACGAGAACGAGUCCAUACAAGAUGGUGAUGCUCGAGCACAAGUCAAGCUGGUGGAUUUCGCUCAUGUUCAUGAUGGUAAUGGCGUCAUCGACCAUAACUUCUUGGGUGGGCUCUGUUCUUUCAUCAACUUCGUUCGUGAUAUUCUUCAGAGCUCAGAUGAUCAGUCUACACAAGACUGAAGAGUAUUUACAUAUACAUGGCACCACUGAAGGAGCAUUAGAUUUAAAGUUUUUUUUUAUAUUACUUUUGGGUUGGCUGAUUCAUUUUUGUGGAUUUAUACCAUGUCUCCCUCGAAUAUUCUUGGUUAUCUAAAGAGUAUACAUACAUUCGUACUACUCUUUUGUCUUCUCUUCAUAUAUGCUAAGUUUUCAGCUUUUGGACUA
This is a messenger RNA of Raphanus sativus (radish), 1582 nucleotides long. Its product is annotated as inositol polyphosphate multikinase alpha. The record is from RefSeq and is a predicted model, not a curated record. Bases 524 to 1378 code for a protein of 284 amino acids. Gene Ontology annotation, cellular component: nucleus; cytoplasm. Lineage: Eukaryota; Viridiplantae; Streptophyta; Magnoliopsida; Brassicales; Brassicaceae. Gene Ontology annotation, molecular function: inositol-1,4,5-trisphosphate 3-kinase activity; inositol tetrakisphosphate kinase activity. Gene Ontology annotation, biological process: inositol phosphate biosynthetic process. The transcript has 2 exons.